This is a messenger RNA of Diaporthe amygdali, 597 nucleotides long. RefSeq lists its product as uncharacterized. Gene Ontology annotation, biological process: P450-containing electron transport chain; positive regulation of oxidoreductase activity. The coding region runs from base 1 to 597 and encodes 198 amino acids. The record is from RefSeq and is a predicted model, not a curated record. Gene Ontology annotation, cellular component: mitochondrion. The transcript has 2 exons. Gene Ontology annotation, molecular function: 2 iron, 2 sulfur cluster binding. NCBI's taxonomy places the organism in Eukaryota, Fungi, Ascomycota, Sordariomycetes, Diaporthales, Diaporthaceae.
AUGGCGACCCCGAAAACAUUUCUGCGUGCUAUGACACGCCUACGGCCUUCCUCGACGCCCUCUGCACCAUGUUAUCGUCACUUCGGGAGCAAGGCCACCGCCCCUCGAAUAAUACCCGAGUCUCUCACCACUUGGCCGAAGCCCCGCGUCUGCGCCCGAGCUAUCCGACCUGUACAUUCGAGGCCUGUGCGAUCUUUCUCCUCGACUCCGUCCACACGGCACGGCCACGUUGAUCCGCCCAAGCCAGGCGAAGAGCUCUGGGUGACCUUCAUCGACAAGGAUAACAUGGAGCACAAGAUUGCGGUGUCAAAGGGUGAUAACUUGCUCGAUAUAGCCCAGGCCCACGACCUCGAGAUGGAAGGCGCCUGUGGCGGGUCUUGCGCUUGCUCAACCUGCCAUGUGAUCGUACAAAACGAGGACCUCUACGACAAGAUGCCCGAGCCUGACGACGACGAGAAUGACAUGCUUGAUCUGGCAUUUGGCUUGACCGAGACCAGCCGGCUGGGUUGCCAGGUCGUCAUGGCACCAGAGCUGGAUGGCUUGGUGGUGAAGCUGCCGUCCAUGACCAGGAAUCUGCAGGCCAGCGAUUUCAAGUAG